AUGCCUUCCAAGAUACCAUAUGUGAGCGCCAUUACCCCCGUCGCUAUCUUCGGGAUAUUUGAGAAAUAUGAUACGGACAAAAAUGGCCUUUCUCCAAACGAAAUCCUCAAGCUCUCUCAGGACAUGACCGAUACAAAAGAGGAAGCUAUGACUGGCUUCGCUAGGAUACUGGCUAUGGACAAAAAUGGAGACCAGAAGCUCACCUGCCAUGAGAUGCUUGGGGACUGGCUUAAUUGGGAGAAGGACAACGGGUGGCCUGAUGCCAAAUGGGUGGAAGAAUAG
Molecule: messenger RNA, 282 nt
Organism: Aspergillus caelatus
Lineage: Eukaryota; Fungi; Ascomycota; Eurotiomycetes; Eurotiales; Aspergillaceae
Exons: 5
Coding region: 1-282 (93 amino acids)
Source: RefSeq, a predicted model, not a curated record